AUUGAAACGAUUUGAAUACGUAAACAAAAAUUGAAUAGCCUUAAUCAACAAAAGUUAGUAUCUCCACAACAAUCACUGUAAAUAUAUGGCAUUUAUCUUAUCGCUGUAGUAUAAUUUGGCGGUAAAGCAACCACACUUUAGCCAACCGAACAAACAACGAAAAUUAAAAUCAGUUAAUUAAUUCCGAGGUAUAACCAUAAUUCAAAACGAGGUAGAGUUUUGUUGUGUACCUGUGGAACGUCAUCAUCAUGCCAGUCAACUUCGCGUAACUAGUCAGUACAGUUGAACAAGUUGGUGAAUCGCGAGUUCGUAUCGUCGAAUUAUAAUGGAAAGCUAGGUAGAGAAAGUUUAGAAAUAUUGUUUUUGUUAAAAAUACAACCGCUGAAAUUAGUUUAAAUAACGCACUACGAAUAACUGUGUUUGAAAUGUCCAGUUCGAUAUGUAAAGCAUCAGUGUACAAAGCAUAUCAAGAUGUUAUUGGUGAUGUUAUUUCGAACGUAAGAGAACACUUCAUUGAAGAUGGAGUUGAUGAAACAGUAUUACAGGAGCUUAAGAAUAUUUGGGAGGCGAAAUUGGCAGCUACGAAAGCAGUGGCUGAGAAUAGAGAAGUCGAUAAACUUCUGACACCGAGUAACAAACCAAAGCCAGACUAUAUUAAUCCAAAUUAUCUCAAACCACUACCACCGGCUAUACAUCAAUUACACCUACAACAACAACAACAACAACAACAGCACCAGCAACAACAACAUCAGCAACAACAACAACGACAAUUAAUAAAUAAUAAACAAAUAGUUGGCCAAGUAGCACCAAAUAAUCAUAUGCCGCAAGGUUCUCUUGGCCACGGUCCUGCAGAAUGGCGACGAGUUCCAAUUCAAAUUAAUAUUCCGUCGCCCCUUGGAUCAGCCGAAGGUCACAGAAUUCUCUCUAUAGAUGUGCCGGAAGUUUUCUUACAAGGCCAUCAUCUUAAAUCAAUCCUAACUGGACAAGCUAUUAGUACAACAAUGGGAUUACCAUUGCCAACAGCAUGUGCUUUCCUUCAAGAUCAUGUCAACGCUGCAUUCAUUAAACACCAACAAAAUUAUUUCAGCUCUUUGAAUAACGGUAACCCACACAUGUUGAAUCACAUGCAUGACCGCUUACUUGAAAGUAGACUCAGAGGUAUACCUCAAGGUGACGGUCCAGCAGACUACUCUUAUGCGUCUCUAACUAACUCUUCAAUUAACACCCUUUCAACUAAUAAUAAUAAUAUUAGACAUAAGGGUAACGAAUCAGAUCCAGUACUAAAUUCUUCGUUUACAAACGAUCUUGAAGAUCAACUAUUGCAUAAUAGGCUUAAAGGAAUUCAACAGUGUGAUGGACCUGCUGACUCGUCUGAAGACGAUGACAAAAGUGACGAAGGAUCUGAGGAUAUUGAUGACGAUAAAGAGGAAGAUGAAGAAGAAAUUGAAAACGACUUAGCUGGAGAAGCUGAAGAAGACCCUUUAAACUCUGGAGAUGAUGUUUCAGAUGCUGACGGAACAGAGGAAUCGUUUGAGACUGAAAAUGUGAUAGUUUGCCAGUAUGACAAGAUCACACGAAGUAGAAAUAGGUGGAAAUUUCAUCUGAAAGACGGUAUUAUGAAUUUAAAUGGUGAAGAUUUUAUAUUCCAGAAAGCUAACGGAGAUGCUGAAUGGUAGAUGUUUAAAACAGAUACAAAGAUAGAAAUAUUUUUAUAUAUUUUGCGUUGAAUUUAUUCUAUAAUUAUGUUGUUUAUUAUUUUUAAUCAGAGUUGACUGUUAAUAGAUUUAAGAAUAUUUUCCGCAAUGUUUUUGGGCAUUAUAUAUGUUUGUUCUUGAAAA
Messenger RNA from Diorhabda sublineata, 1838 nucleotides. RefSeq names its product transcription initiation factor IIA subunit 1-like. Gene Ontology annotation, cellular component: transcription factor TFIIA complex. The record is from RefSeq and is a predicted model, not a curated record. Bases 426 to 1676 code for a protein of 416 amino acids. Gene Ontology annotation, biological process: transcription initiation at RNA polymerase II promoter; transcription by RNA polymerase II. The transcript has 6 exons. Lineage: Eukaryota; Metazoa; Arthropoda; Insecta; Coleoptera; Chrysomelidae.